Molecule: messenger RNA, 2217 nt
Organism: Pungitius pungitius (ninespine stickleback)
Lineage: Eukaryota; Metazoa; Chordata; Actinopteri; Perciformes; Gasterosteidae
Gene: b3gnt7l
Product: UDP-GlcNAc:betaGal beta-1,3-N-acetylglucosaminyltransferase 7, like
Exons: 1
Coding region: 314-1540 (408 amino acids)
Cellular component (GO): Golgi membrane
Molecular function (GO): UDP-glycosyltransferase activity; hexosyltransferase activity
Source: RefSeq, a predicted model, not a curated record
UGGAUGGGGAGGGGCAGGUCUCCAGUCAUUCUGACACGGAAAGGCGGUGAAGAAACUUGAGGACAUGUUGUGUUUCCCGCAUCACAUUCCCGCACCGAGAAGCGAUGCUUGACUCCUCUGAGCGCCGUCAUGGCACCACGGGGCCCCGGGGCCACUUCAGCUUCUGCGCUCUCACCCGCCCGAGAGCGCAUCGUCUGGAUUCCAAGUGAGCGGGCACGGCGGUGAUGGACUUCACUCGGACCAAACGUUUUUGACACACUAUGAGGCCAGAAGGUCCGGCAUUCGAGGGUCCCCGGGCGCCGCACUGAGAGCCAUGGAUCACUUCCCCCGGAGAAAGCGGGUCGGUCUGCUGAAACCCUUACUGAGUCUGUCCCUCGUCUUUGCGUCUUUCCUCAUGAUCCACAAGCUGAAACUGGCAGAAAAGGACGGCGUGGGGGCCAAGCACGCGAGGGACGCCGGUUGGUGCGGCUCCAGAUGUUUUCCCAUCAAGAAGGGCGCCGUGAAAACUAGUUCCGACGCCCCACCGGUUGGUUUCGCAGCGGACGCGCAGCGCGUCUCCAACGGGACUCCGGCCCUCUGGGACGCGCAGGUUCUCAACUGCAGCGAGGACGCGUCCGUGAGGACCAAGGACUGGUUCCGCCGCUUGGACCCGAGGUUUCACCAGUUCGUCCUGCACAGACACUGCAGGUACUUCCCCAUGCUCAUCAACCACCCGGAGAAGUGCGCCGACGGAGAGGUGCACCUUCUCAUGGUGGUCAAGUCCGUCAUCGAGCAGCACGACCGGCGGGAGGCGGUGCGUAAAACCUGGGGCCACGAGCACACGGUGGACGGCAAGGUGAUCAAAACGCUGUUUCUGUUGGGGAGCCCGACGACCGGCAAGGACACCAAGAACCUCCAGAAGCUGAUCGAGUACGAGGACAUGAUCUACGGGGACAUCCUCCAGUGGGACUUCAUGGACACCUUCUUCAACCUGACGCUGAAAGAGGUCAACUUCCUCAAGUGGUUCGACAUCUUCUGCCCCGGCGUGCGCUUCAUAUUCAAAGGGGACGACGACGUGUUCGUGAACACGCACAACCUGCUGCAGCUCAUCGGCUUCAAGACGGAGGAGCGCAAGGACGCCGAGUUGUUCGUGGGGGACACCAUCUCCAAGGCGAUCCCCAUCCGGAACCGGCAGAGCAAGUACUACAUCCCCAAAGAGCUGUACGAUAAGCCGUACCCCCCGUACGCCGGGGGCGGGGGCUUCCUCAUGUCCUCCCAGCUGGCCAGGAGGCUCUUCGUGGCCUCGGAGGACCUGGAGCUGUACCCCAUCGACGACGUGUUUUUGGGGAUGUGCCUGCAGAAGCUGCGCCUGGCGCCCGAGAUCCACCCGGGCUUCAGGACCUUCGGCAUCACCCGACGCAAAGUGAGCCCCAUGAACAGCGAGCCGUGCUUUUACCGAAGCCUCGUCGUGGUGCACAAGCUGAGCGCGCAGGAGCUGCUGCGGAUGUGGAGCGUGGUGCACAGCGACGAGCUGGUGUGCGCGCAGAGGACGUCCAUGUGACCCGGGAUCAAUCCUGAUGAUGAUGAUGAUCAGUUUUGGAGCUGUGCGCAUUCUGUUGCAUGUCUGUACUAAUUCUACUGAGUUAUGGAACCAACGGGGAGCCACAACUGAGGGGGGUAAUGAAUAGAUAAAGAUGUACAGGACCAGUCACACGUGAGAAAGGGUCUAGUGCUCUAUGGGUUUGUUUCACUGUGGUUUUCUCUUUCUGUGUGUCCCAAUUCAAAAGGCUUUGGAGCUUUUCAUCCCACUACUUGGAUUUCUUUUUCCAUUACGUGAAACCACUACUCCGCAGUGUGCACGUGCACACCACAGGAAGGUGACCCCUUCUGACCCCCGGUGCCAUUUCAGCUUGUACUUUUAUCAUCCCUCAUGGGCUGUAAAGGUUUUUGUGUGUGUUUGUGCGGGCAUAAAUGAGACUGGACUUGUUUCUUUACAACAACUGAUCUUUAUAUCUGAUUUCAACAUUCAUAGUGGUGAUCCUCUUUUCUUCCUUUUGUUAAUGUAGGGGGCUGAAAUUGUACAAAAUUGAAUAAUUGGAUUGUUUUAAGUUAAUAUAUUGUAAAUGUCAAUUCACGUGUGUAGAAUCGGCAGUGAGGCCAAAAACCAAAGACGCUGAAAGGGCUGUAAUUGUGCAGAUUGAUUGGCUGAUCAUUUAAAUAAAACCGGAGUUCUGUCAA